Centruroides sculpturatus (bark scorpion) is the source of this 1151-nucleotide messenger RNA. RefSeq lists its product as uncharacterized. Lineage: Eukaryota; Metazoa; Arthropoda; Arachnida; Scorpiones; Buthidae. The transcript has 2 exons. The record is from RefSeq and is a predicted model, not a curated record. The coding region runs from base 359 to 1021 and encodes 220 amino acids.
UUUCUCCUAGGCAGCUGUAACCUUUUGAAGCUUUGAAAAGCUUCCUGUCUCUCACCGUUAUGGGAGAAUAUGUUUAAGAAAGCAAUGACAUGCUAUGAGGGAAAAACUCAUUCAGUAGUUUUACAUCCGACUUGGAAUAACUUUAUAGCAAACAACACCGCGGACAUGGUGCAGAAAAUCAUGUUUAAUGUUGUUUGUUACCCUGUAUCGUUGCGGGGUGCGACAACUCUAAGGAACAUCGACAGUGACUUGCCAGGAUUUUGUUGAAUCGUUUAUUUUAAUCUUUUUUUUUCUUUUGUUUUUAGUUUUAACAAGUGCCAAUCUUUUAUUACAGAAAAACAAGGUAUAAAUAAGCAAGAUGAUUUCUGCAAUGCCAGCUGUGGCCGUAAGGCGCGAAAGGAGGAAGAAAAUGGCCAGAGCGGCCAGUUUGGCAUCGAGCAGGCAGAGUAGUGUAUCGUCAUUAUCACAAAGUCGGCCAGGUUCUCAGGCCAGAAGACCCACAACGCCCAGUAUCAGUACCAUCAGCAGCAGUUCUCAACCCAGUUAUGUCAGCACCAUAACAUUACACAGGAGAACCCGCGAUCCACACGAGAUCGAAAAACAGAAACUGAAAUUUUUAAUGCGCAUCGGAACCAUUCUUAUCGCUUCUGGCAUCGUUUUGGUGUUUAUAAGUGUGGCAAUCAGCAUACCAGGGACACAAAAGAUCGGAUUUGUUUUUAUCGGUAUAGGAUGCGUACUUUGUCUUAUCAAAGUUGUGUUCUCCACAUCUCAAACACCUACAGUUAAAAAAUUAGCCGCAUCGAAGUCGGGUAGUGCAGCGUACAUGCCACCAAGUACAGUAACCACACCGGCUUCGGAAGACAGCGAAUUUACUAGUCUCCUAUCGAGGAGACUUCCACUUUCUCCAUCCCAAGAAACUAAUUUGACUGUCCACACCACUCACACUUGUUCAACACCAAUGAGCCUGAACAGUAUUCCAGAAAUGCAAAUUCUUGUGACGGAUGAACGCGAGAGGUACUAAAUAUUCUAUAAAUCCUCUUUCACUUUCACUUUUCUCUGUCUCUUAUUUAAAAAAAAAAAAACCCAAAAAUAUAACAAAACAACAACGUUAUAACCGUCUUCCAGUGUUAUUUUAGGCUGGCAGACACAUA